AUGUUAGAUGGUACUAUUUCACAAACUGGUUGCAUCUGGCACCAGGUUCACCUUGCGGUCUUGGCCAAUGGCCAUAUCCAUUCCAUUCCUUUCCUAGUCUGCCCAAUAGGCAAUACCCCGGCUAUACUUGGGAUGACAUGGCUUGCAAAUGAAUCCCCUUUGAUUGAUUGGCAACAAGGAUCAAUCACGUUCCCUGAACUAACUGAAAUAGCUUUGGAAGAGGAGGCAGAUCCCAACCCUCUAGCAGACCUACCCAAUCAAUAUCACAAGUUUGCCAAAGUCUUUGGCAAAGAGGAAUUCAAAGUCUUACCUCCUCAUAGGGAAUACAAUAUUGCAAUCAAUCUAAUCCCUGACGCCAAACUAUCUCCUGGUCCUAUCUAUGGUAUGACAGACGCAGAGUCAAAGGCUUUGAAGCAGCAUAUUGAUGAAGAACUAGCAACAGGGAAGAUACGCCCUGGUACCUCAUCCGCAGGAGCCCUGGUUAUGUUUGUCAAGAAGGCUGAUGGCUCCCUAAGAUUGGUUGUGGACUAUUGGAAACUCAAUGAUGUAACCCACAAAAACGUGUACCUGCUCCCAAGACAGGACAACCUCAUGGCAAAAUUGAGACAUGCCAAGAUAUUCACAAAGCUUGACUUACGCUGGGGAUACAACAACGUCCAAAUCAAGGAAGGCAAUGAGUGGAAGAUGGCUUUUAGAACCAAGUACGGGGUGUUUGAAUACCUGGUAAUGCCCUUUGGCCUUACCAACGCCCCCGCCGCUUUCCAGCAUUUCACAAAUGACUUGUUUAGGGACCUCAUUGACGUGACUGUGGUUAUUUACCUGGACAACAUAUUGAUAUUCUUGGAAGACCCAAAGGACCAUCCUACCCACGUCAGGGAAGUACUAUCACGUCUGAUGAAGAAUCAAUUGUUCUGCAAACUAUCCAAGUGUCACUUCCAUGUCACUACAGUUGACUACCUUGGUAUUGUCAUCUCCCCUGCUGGCUUCUCCAUGGACCAGAAGAAGAUUGAAGCCAUUACAACGUGGCCCACACCUAAGACAGUCAAGCAGGUCCAGGCCUUCCUAGGGUUUGUCAAUUACCUCCGCCGGUUCAUUCCCAAUUUCAGCUCUGUUGCAUGCCCCCUGCACAACCUGACAAAGAAGGAAACCCCUUGGUCAUGGGGUGAUCCCAAAGAAGUUGCGUUCCAGGAACUGAAAUCCUUAGUUACCAAGUCCCCGGUUCUUAUCCACUCCAACCCAAACCUCCCCUACUACCUAGAGACAGACGCUUCAGGAGUAGCCAUGGGAGCCAUCCUGAGCCAACAGGGAGAGGAUAACCGUCUCCACCCAGUUGCAUACAUGUCCAAAUCCUUCUCUGGCGCCAAAGCAAACUAUGACAUGCACAACAAGGAGCUGCUGGCAAUUAUCAAGGCACUGGAAGAGUGGCGGAUCUUCUUAGAAGCAACAGAUAGACCCAUACAGGUGUUCACAGAUCAUUGGAACCUGGAAUAUUUGUCAUAA
Messenger RNA from Rhizoctonia solani, 1500 nucleotides. RefSeq names its product Reverse transcriptase (RNA-dependent DNA polymerase). The coding region runs from base 1 to 1500 and encodes 499 amino acids. The record is from RefSeq and is a predicted model, not a curated record. The transcript has a single exon. NCBI's taxonomy places the organism in Eukaryota, Fungi, Basidiomycota, Agaricomycetes, Cantharellales, Ceratobasidiaceae.